Pichia membranifaciens NRRL Y-2026 is the source of this 2448-nucleotide messenger RNA. RefSeq lists its product as hypothetical. The record is from RefSeq and is a predicted model, not a curated record. Bases 452 to 2047 code for a protein of 531 amino acids. Lineage: Eukaryota; Fungi; Ascomycota; Pichiomycetes; Pichiales; Pichiaceae. The transcript has a single exon.
CCAAAUGUCCCUAUUACCCUUUUCAGUGAAAUUGGCUUCCUGGCGUCGAGCUCCACUCUUUUCACACUCUGGCGGGCCUCUUCACACGUUGUUGGCGUCUCUGCUGCUAAUCCCCACCAUCUCUCGCAAGAAAGCCUCUUUUGCACUGGUAUCAUUAGGACGAACUCCGCCACCAAUACCACUGCUGCCCUGUCUUUGCAAAUAGCUUAGCACCUUGCUCUUUUUUUGCUUCUCUUUUCCCGAGUUUUUUCACUCUGCUCUCAGUGGACUAGCCUGCAAUCAUUUCCUUGACCGGUACUGCCUGAAUCUAUUUCUCUCGCUAGGCUCCGCUCAGGCAACAACACACCCGCUUGCUCAACUCUGCUCCUGGACUUUGCGCUGCUUAACUCCCUCGUCCACGGAUCGAUAGAACACGUAUCCGCUUGCUCCCUGUGCUAACCCCGGCUGCACCAUGUCUCAACAAUCCCCAGAGAACGCUGGAAGCUACUUCUGCUCCUCGUCAAAUGAAACAUCUCCCAUGUCGAACGAGGAGAUCAUUGCGCAGAAGAUCUUGAAGAGAGUGGAGAUUGCAAAAAUGACCAGACAGUUGAAGGAGAAGUUGUUUAAGGCUGGCUUGAAGGUCCGUGAUCAACAGAACGCCAACCUCAACACCAACCACGGCACCUUCCUCACCUCUUCCAGCUCAAGCUCUCCCUCCAGCUCCCCCUCCAAGAGCCUGAGCGAAGACGUCACCAACAACAUCACCGCCACCGCCAUCUCCAACAUCCAGAACUCGAAACUGGUCACUCCAACCAGACAAAACUUUUCCUUCGACAACACAACCCUGUCAAUCUCCGCCCUCACCCCAGCGAUCUCUCCACUGAAAAGAAAGUCAUCUUCGAUCUACAGAUCUACAGACUCUUCUCGCCAUUUUCUCUACGAGCAGCAUCUGGAUGACGACCUCGUUUCUCCAGUCAAGAGAAUGAACAACGGUUUGAACUCCUCCCCCUAUGGCAAUUCGACAAGUCCUUACCAGUACACAAGAGGUGCCCUAUUGCAGUCCCCUCAAUCCCUGCCUAACUCGCAGCUGCAACCGCCAAAGACUCCGCCGCAAAAGCAGGUCGAUAUUUUUCAAUCGGGCCAAAGAAACAAUGCUAACAAGUCCUUGCAUCAAGAGCAGCAAGAGCAACAACAGCAGCUCAUCACUCAUAGGGAUAACAACACCACCAGCACGAGCAGGGAAAUUAUACACACCGGCGCCGACUCUAAUGACAAUUACGUCAAUUCUAAUAUCAAUCAAGGCAAAGUAGAGUUUGACAAGCCAAAGAAAAGAGAGGGAACGCUGAAAAACACCGCUAGACGCAAACAACAUUUAUCUUCGCAACAGCUGCAGCAUUCCGGGAACAACAUUCUGUCUUUCAAAGAUCCGAUUCAACACCCGCAUUGGAAUGAGAAUUCGAUCUCUUCUUUCCCGCUGGAAAACGACAAUAAAGGCCCUUCGCAAUCAACUUUACUCAUGACUCCAAAAUCUUCUAACAGAGUCAAAGAUUUCACUACCCCCAACAAAAAUCCAGACGACCUGGGUGCCGACCUAUUGUUGUUCCUCUCAAAUUCGCCCGCCAGAACGUUCAAUAGCAAAGAUGCAAAGGAUAUCAACAAGGUACUGACUAUCCCGACAACCCCCCGUUCUUCAGGCUCUAAUAUGAAUAACAUCAGUUUACUCGAAUCGACCCCUCUCAAAAACCAGCUACCACCGUACUUCACCAGCCCUUCGUUGGGCAACAAUAAUACCCCUUCCGCUGCAUUUUUGCAGCCGUUGUUGGGCACCCCUAUCGGCAUCAGCAUGAACUCGAGGUUUCAAAAUCCAGAUACGCCAAACAACAGACCCUCAAACAAAAGUCUCAACAGGACGCCAGGUUUCAGCAUGAGCGAUUACAUAAACUUUACUCCUUCUCCAAGAGUAACCAGGACUCCAGACUUCAACCACUCCAUCUACUCGAAGCCAAUGCUCAACAACUAUUCCAAAGAAUUGAAUAUCAUCACUAGUAUCAAGGAGGAUGAAGACUAGUGCUUUGUUUUGCAGACGAACAUCGUCAUUCCAUUCAUCAGCUCGCCUAUGUCUCAUCCCCAUUGCAUCUUUUUCGUGGCACAUACUUCUAUUUCUUACGUCCAAAGACCAUAUACUUUCCUACAAGCCGCUCUUUCCUUCUCUUUCCUUCUCUUCUUCACAUUUGAUCUUUUUUCACUUCCGUUCUCACUCGUGCUUUUUUCCAUCAUCGCUACGAUUACUUUCACUAUUACAAUCGCUGUCUCCUUAGCCCAGCUGCCAGACUACACUACCCACCUUAGACGCACCUCAUUUUCAGUAGACAAGGCACGCUCGUAUUUUUCUGCGAGCACCACGCCACCUUCCCUUCUAUAGGAUUUGUUUAAUGUACAAUUAAUUACUUUCUCUGUUCGGGAGCAAGA